AUGCUCUUGAUUGACACGGGUAGCUCCAACACCUGGGUUGGCACCGACCAGUUGUAUACCCCCACGAGCACUUCCACGGACACCGGCAACACUGUCCAAGUCUCCUAUGGCUCGGGCUUGUUCUCCGGCGAGGAUCCGUCAGCGUCGCUUCCUCCGCCCAGGGCUUCACCGGUGUCGACGGGCAUCCUCGGUGUCAGUCCCACCGACCUCACCAGCGGCACCGUUUCCAACACGGACACUGUCCCCACCGUCACCGACAACCUGUACUCGGCGGGCACAAUCAGCACCGAGGUACUCGGUAUCUACUAUGCUCCUGCUGCUGGCUCGGACUCGACGGGCGAGCCGAGCUUCAGUAGCGUGGAGUCUGGACACGAGCAAGACGACGGGCAAUCUACAGCUCAACGUCGAUCCUGGACUCAACUGCUGGUAUCGUUGACACCGGCACUACGGCACUACACUGAUCCUCAUCGCUUCCGGUGCCUUCUCGAAAUACCAUACAGCAGCCUCUCGGACCUGAACUUCAAGAUCGGCGGGACGACGUACGCGCUGAACGCGAACGCGCAGAUCUGGCCGCGUGUCCGCGCCCGAGAGAGAACAGCGUGGCGAGCGACACAUUGCCACGUUCCGCGAGGCGCAGGCGCGCUGCUCGCGCGCGGCUUCUCCGGCGUUUGGCACGGCGCCGGGGAUGCAGCAGCUGCUGCCGCCUGUGGCAAGGAGCGAGUUGCCGUUGUUUGGGGCGGGGGCGUGGAGGAGUAUCGGUGCUGGUGCUGGUACAAGUGGUGGUGGUGGUGGGCGUCCAUCGAGCCGGGACAUGUUGCGCGCUGA
Molecule: messenger RNA, 825 nt
Organism: Coniophora puteana RWD-64-598 SS2
Lineage: Eukaryota; Fungi; Basidiomycota; Agaricomycetes; Boletales; Coniophoraceae
Exons: 6
Coding region: 1-825 (274 amino acids)
Biological process (GO): proteolysis
Molecular function (GO): aspartic-type endopeptidase activity
Source: RefSeq, a predicted model, not a curated record